CUUGCCGUGCUCUACGCUAGUUGAUUCAGGCAGUCGCACUCCGGCGAAAGCCUUGUGCGCCUUUUUUUCUUCUGUUUUGCAAAGUAUAAAGGAGGAAAAGAAAACACACACCAACAACGCGACUCCGGCUGAGGCAGGAUUUUUUCUCGGAGCCGCACUGGGACUCGGAUCAGAUCUGAAAGUGCGCUGGAGGCCGGUGUAGCUCGGAGCGUGGAGAGAAGGAGCUUCCCCACCGACUCUAUGAAGGGAGGGGAGGGGGAGGGGGGGCCACUCAGCACACCACAAGUCUGCACUGCUAACAGAUCAGCUGGAUGAUUGAUGAGGAUAUAAGAGUGGAUUUGCUAAACACUAAACAAAGAAACCUACCGCGUCCUCUGAGAGAAGAACUUUAAUGGCUUCCAGGUAGAGAGAAAGAGACAGCAAUCAAGAUGAACUCGAUUCCGUCGAUGGACAGACACAUACAGCAGACCAAUGACAGACUGCUGUGUAUCAAACAGCACUUACAGAACCCGGCCAAUUUUCAGACAGCGGCUACAGAGCUGCUCGACUGGUGUGGAGACCCGAGAGCUUUCCAAAGGCCCUUUGAGCAAAGCCUGAUGGGAUGUCUGACGGUGGUGAGCCGUGUUGCCGCUCAGCAGGGUUUUGACUUGGACCUGGGCUACCGGCUCCUGGCUGUGUGUGCAGCCAACCGGGACAAGUUCACCCCAAAGUCAGCAGCACUGCUGUCGUCCUGGUGCGAGGAGCUGGGUCGACUUCUCCUGCUGCGGCACCAGAAGAACCGGCAGAACGAACCCCAGGGCAAAGUGCCUAUGCAGCCACCCAUGAACUCUAUGAAGCCCUCGCUUUCUCACGGUGAUGGGUCCUUUCCGUAUGACUCGGUUCCCUGGCAGCAGAAUACCAACCAGGCCCCUGGCUCAUUGUCAGUGGUGACGACUGUGUGGGGGGUGACCAAUACAUCACAAAGUCAGGUAUUGGGCAACCCCAUGGCUAACACCAACAACCCCAUGAACCCUGGAGGCAAUGGAAUUGGGUCUGGCAUGUCAGCCAACAACCCAGGAAUGAACUCUCCUCAGUUUCCUGGCCAGCAGCAGCAGUUCUCAGCCAAAGGUGGUUCCAACCAGGCCUACAUGGCGCAGGGCAUGUACGGGCGAGCAGGGCAUCCUGGAGCUGGAGGAUUCAGCGGGAGUUACCCGGGUGGUCCGAAUGCUCCAGGUGGCAUAGGCAUGCCCCCUCACACCCGGCCUCCAUCCGACUUUACUCAGCCUGCUGCUGCUGCGGCUGCGGCUGCUGUUGCGGCAGCCGCCGCAACCGCAACAGCCACUGCCACGGCAACUGUGGCCGCCCUGCAGGAAACCAACAAGGACAUGAACCAGUAUGGACAGAUGUGCUCAUCGUUUCAGAUGGGCCCUGCGCAGGGCUAUAACAGCCAGUUUAUGAACCAGCCUGGACCCCGAGGUCCACCGACCAUGGCAGGAGGCAUGAACCCAGCUGGCAUGGGUGCUGGCAUGAACAGCGCUAAUAUCAGCGGCCCUCCAAUGGGCAUGAACCAGCCCCGGGCCCCGGGAAUGGGGCCGUUUGGAGCCCAUGGGCAAAGAAUGCCCCAGCAAGGAUAUCCAGGCCCCAGACCUCAGUCUAUGCCCAUGCAGGGCACAAAGAGGCCCUAUCCUGGAGAGCCCAACUAUGGGGGACAGCAGUUUGGACCUAAUGGCCAGUUUCCCAGUCAGCAAGGGCAGUACCCAAACCCUAAUGCCUCCAGAGCCCUGCCCUCUCCCAAUUACCCCGGUCAGAGGAUGCCAGGCCAGCAGGGCACAGGCCAGUACCCACCUUCAGGAGUACCCAUGGGCCAAUACUACAAACAAGAGCCAUUUAAUGGCCAAAAUAACAAUUUCUCUGGAGGUAGUUAUGGCUAUAAUCAAGGCAGUGGGCCUCCUCGGCAGGUCGUGAACUAUCCUCAUUCACCCGUUCCUGGGAAUCCCACACCACCCAUGACUCCAGGAAGCAGCAUCCCCCCGUACCUCUCGCCCAACCAGGACGUCAAGCCUCCGUUUCCCCCGGACAUGAAACCGAGUAUGACGUCUCUGCCUCCACCACCGACUAACCCCAAUGAAGAGCUGCGGCUGACCUUCCCCGUACGUGACGGCGUGGUGCUCGAGCCGUUCAGACUAGAGCACAACCUGGCUGUCAGCAACCAUGUCUUCCACCUGCGUCCCUCAGUCCAUCAAACACUCAUGUGGAGGUCUGACCUGGAGCUGCAGUUUAAGUGCUACCACCAUGAGGACCGGCAGAUGAAUACGAACUGGCCAGCGUCGGUACAGGUCAGCGUGAAUGCCACGCCACUCACCAUCGAGAGAGGAGACAACAAGACAUCCCACAAACCCCUGCACCUGAAGCAUGUGUGUCAGCCAGGAAGGAACACCAUCCAGAUUACAGUCACAGCCUGCUGCUGUUCUCACUUGUUCGUGCUGCAGCUGGUGCACAGGCCGUCAGUAAGAUCUGUCCUGCAGGGCCUGCUCAAGAAGAGGCUUCUGCCAGCAGAACACUGCAUUACCAAAAUAAAGAGAAAUUUCAGCAGUGUAGCAGCGUCCUCUGGGAACGCGACGCUGAACGGAGAGGAUGGCGUGGAGCAGACAGCCAUCAAAGUGUCCCUCAAGUGUCCCAUAACAUUCCGGCGGAUCCAGCUUCCAGCCCGGGGACACGACUGCAAGCAUGUGCAGUGUUUUGACCUGGAGUCCUACCUGCAGCUGAACUGUGAGAGAGGGACGUGGAGGUGUCCUGUAUGCAAUAAAACCGCGUUAUUGGAAGGUCUGGAAGUGGACCAGUACAUGUGGGGAAUUCUCAAUGCCAUCCAAAAUUCGGAGUUUGAGGAAGUCACCAUUGACCCCACGUGUAGUUGGCGGCCGGUGCCAAUAAAGUCUGACCUGCACAUAAAGGAGGAUCCAGAUGGCCCUCUGGCCAAGCGCUUUAAAACCAUGAGUCCCAGUCAGAUGAUCAUGCCUAACGUGUUGGAUAUGAUCGCUCAACUGGGGCCCGGACCCUCACCCUACACCUCCCUCCCCCCUCAGCAUGGAGGGAACAACACCGAAUACACUAGCCAAGGCAACAGUUACCAGGGCCAUGGAAACUUUGACUUUCCACACAGUAAUUCUGGUGGAGGAGCUCCAAUAAAUGACUUCAUGCACGGCCCUCAGCUCUCGCACCCUCCGGAUGUACCCAACAACCUCAUGGGUCCAGACAAACCUCUGAGCCACGGCAUUGCCGACUCGAUGCCUCAUCCUGUGAGUGCUGAGCAAUCUCAUGCUUCCAUGCCACCAGGCAUGCACGUAUCGCCUCACCCCAACAGCCAAUCUGCACAGCCAUUACAUCACAGCGUCCCUUCAUCCGGCCCGCCCCCACGCCAAGCCCCGCCCUCGCAGCAGCAACAGCCUGGCCCCAACAGCCACACGCACGGCGACAUGACCUUUAACCCUGCGGCUGAGGGCCAGGUAGGCGGUCAGGGGGCAGCAGACAUGCCCGAGCCUUCUCUGGAGCUGCUGCCCGAGUUGGCCAACCCGGAUGAGUUACUGUCAUAUCUGGACCCUCCGGACCUUCCAAGCAACAGCAACGAUGAUCUGCUCUCCCUCUUUGAGAACAACUGACUUUACUAAGCCACCUUCACCUGAGGCACUGACAAGUUCCGCUGUCAGGAGUCAAGCAGAACCCUGACCACCAGUUCAGUACUUUACAACCGCAAAACACUCGUCCUCGCUCUGCCCCUACUUCUGUAAAUAUCUCACUCUUUUACGGACGUCCUUUUUCCACACAUGUAUGGCAGCCAUGUUGGUUGGCACUAAAGUGAUAUUUCAAUACUAAUAUGAAAAAGAAAAAAAAACUGUGCAGCUAUAAUCAUAAGAAUAUAUGUCACACAGAACUGUAUGUGUGCUCACUAGGAAAGUGUUGUAGCAUUUUUUUAAUUCAGAUUUUUUUUCCUUUUGUGAAAAGCAAGACCUGAAUAGAAAAAAAAGAUACUUCCUGUACUGGCUUAUGUGUGUGUCCCCUAUGCGCAUUCUGAGGUUUGUUCUUCCAAGCUUUACGUCCACAACUUCCCAAAUCUCCCAUCUAGUGUUUUUGACUGGAUGUCCUCCUCACUGUAUGUCCGAAGUCCCACGGAAAAAAGCACAACAGCAAUCAAGAGAACUGCAGCAGGAAGACUGAAAAGGAAAACAUCGCAGGAACAAAAAGGCUGCAUCACAGUCACUGAGAGGUUUAGCAUCAUAGCGAUGUGGUACUCCCAUCUCACAGACUUAAUGCCGGGCCUCUGAAGUCCUCUGUAGCUCAUGUGGAAGGCAUGAUUAGUGGGAAUCCCCUUCAGAUCGGCAUAUCGCAUCUCAUCCUGUCCGUCAUAUUGUGUCAUAGAGUGUUGUGUUCAAAGCAGAACAAGUUCCCGAGGGCAUUGUGACAUCUUCACUGUUUUAUUCAUUUCACUGUUAUUUAUAGGAACACCAACAUAUCAAUACUGUAUGUGUGAUACCAUGCAUCAAUAACCAGCACUGUACUUCCUUUCGCAAAUCUCUCCAUCUCUGAGUACUGUGGAAUUAAAAGUCAGUUGGCAACGCAAUUCAUUUUUGUAAUGUAAGAAGUAAUGCAAUCACUUUUUAAAGAGUAGUUUGAGUGUCGAAGACAUCAGUAAUCCUCUGUCAGCUGUCUCUUCUGGGAGUCUUUCCCCAUUUAAUGCAUGAGCUUUGUCCCUCCCAGGCCUGUGAUGUCAUGAAUAACAAAGAACUCCGUGCGUGCAUACAGUGUGUUCAUUGUGCACUCGUGCCAAUCCCACGUUGUGUUAGUGACCGAACCAAGUGUAGACUGAUCCCUCUCUCUAUCUCUCUCUCUCUCUCUCUCUCUCUCUUUCUCUCUCUCUAUUUUUUAAAUCAAUCAGUGCGUUCAAACAUGUUCCUCUGUCCUGUUUUUUUUUUCUUUUCAUUUUGAACAUGAACUAUGAUCAUGUAAUGACUAAGUCUGUUAUGCUGAAUAUAUUGUUCAUGAUAUACUUCCUUUUUUCCCCCCACUGUUGGUGUAACUAUCUAAAUGUACAGUGUAUUUGCGUUUAUUACAAACUGGCCAUGUAUUACCAAAGUUCUGCCUAGUGAUCGGAGGCCCAAACCUGUCUUACCAGGCCGAUAACCUUCUUUAGAGACAGUUAAGCAUGUGACACCUUCCUUUCCGUCCCUGCAUUCACACAACGAUAGAAUUCCCACAUGGUAUUGUAUGGUACACUGAUUUUUACACACUUUGUUUUGUAGAGGUUACACGUCUAUGUACAAGUCUACAUAAUCUGUUUUAUCGUUUAACCCCGUAACCCCCUGAGAGAGUCUAAAAAGAGUCAGGAUUGAUCUUUUCCUCAUGCGUUAGGCCCAACUCACCUGGUCUAAAAAGAAGACA
Tachysurus vachellii is the source of this 5412-nucleotide messenger RNA. It is a transcript of the gene zmiz1a, whose product is annotated as zinc finger, MIZ-type containing 1a. The transcript is spliced from 24 exons. Gene Ontology annotation, molecular function: SUMO ligase activity; zinc ion binding. Gene Ontology annotation, biological process: protein sumoylation; regulation of transcription by RNA polymerase II. NCBI's taxonomy places the organism in Eukaryota, Metazoa, Chordata, Actinopteri, Siluriformes, Bagridae. The record is from RefSeq and is a predicted model, not a curated record. The coding region runs from base 429 to 3635 and encodes 1068 amino acids.